GGAUUAGACAAUCCUGAAACGAACAGCUCUAUCGCUUCUACCCCAGCCAAGCCCAUUAUCAACAACAAUCAUUUAUCGAACUCAACCCCGAACAAUUCCACCGAACACAGCCCAAGCCCCACUUCUGACACAGAUUUGAGCGCCCUCCAAUUGACGGAAUACCGAAGAGCGCCUGAAGGUAAAGACGAUGACGACUCCAUUUUGGAUCACGGCGACACCAAGGAGAAGACCUACUCUACCGACGUCAACGGUAAAGUGACGGUUCACGUAGUCGUAACCAUAAACGGCAACGGCACCUUGGCCGAUCUGAAGAAGCAGCGGAUGCAGAUCAGGAACAGUUCAAAUGACGUUAACAGUAUUACUUCUCCGGUGGGAAGCAUCUCCGAAAAUGAUUCGAACGCGAGUCCCGUCACGGAAAUAGUCAGGUUUACCGGGGAUACGAUGAUAGAAAACAUGGAAUACUCGAAACCGAAAAGAAAAUAUGUGAACAAGGUAAUCAUAUCGAAGUGUACACGUUCUUCAAUGCAUCAUGUUUGCUAGACGGAAUAUCAGAGUAACGCUGUGGAACAUGAACACAAUAAACCUUCAGAAUCAUUCAAACUCAUAGUAACAAAACUGAAGAAACUCUGGUUCAGUUGCUAGUUAAAGAACUAAGUUGUAAAUCCUGCUCCGCUCAGAUGUCCCCUCCGCUAAUCCAAUGUUUUUUUGGUCACCAUGAAUGCAAUUGUGUUUCAGAACAACGCUGAAAUGUUCUUUCGCCAAUAAAGGUUGCCUUUUCUUAGAUAAGGCAUUGGAGGUUGCAGCUCAUGAAAAAAUUUGCAUCUUUGGUUCCAAACCAUUUCUUUCAAAUGGAAAAUGUAAUACUGUGGGAAGUGACGCAUUUGAAAAUAUUGGUUAUGUGAAAACUGUUGAAGAGGGUCUAUCCGGACGAAGAGCAGAUACUGGAAAAGAUUCGCCCGGAGAAUUGUUGGAAGACAUUUUUGCCUCUGCAUUAGAAUGUCCAAUCUGCUUGACGCAAAUUUUACCACCCAUAGGAGCGUGCCAUAACGGCCAUCAGCUUUGUUCUGCAUGUUUCUACCGAAUAGAAGAUUGUCCUGUGUGUCGUGGCACGAAAAUGUUACAGACCAACACAUUUUUAGAGCAAAUUAUCAAGAGACUAGAUGUACGUUGCAAAAAUGC
Molecule: messenger RNA, 1179 nt
Organism: Leptinotarsa decemlineata (Colorado potato beetle)
Lineage: Eukaryota; Metazoa; Arthropoda; Insecta; Coleoptera; Chrysomelidae
Biological process (GO): proteasome-mediated ubiquitin-dependent protein catabolic process; multicellular organism development
Cellular component (GO): cytoplasm
Molecular function (GO): ubiquitin conjugating enzyme binding; ubiquitin protein ligase activity
Source: RefSeq, a predicted model, not a curated record